Messenger RNA from Komagataella phaffii GS115, 4851 nucleotides. Its product is annotated as Nucleolar protein required for the normal accumulation of 25S and 5.8S rRNA. Gene Ontology annotation, cellular component: nucleolus. The coding region runs from base 1 to 4851 and encodes 1616 amino acids. Gene Ontology annotation, biological process: maturation of 5.8S rRNA from tricistronic rRNA transcript (SSU-rRNA, 5.8S rRNA, LSU-rRNA); maturation of LSU-rRNA from tricistronic rRNA transcript (SSU-rRNA, 5.8S rRNA, LSU-rRNA). The transcript has a single exon. Lineage: Eukaryota; Fungi; Ascomycota; Pichiomycetes; Pichiales; Pichiaceae. The record is from RefSeq and is a predicted model, not a curated record.
AUGUCAGCCCCUUUGAAGCCCUCUAGUGCCCAACUGGAAGUCACUCUAAAGGCAAAAAAACUGCUUGGUGACACCAAGUCAGAUGUUCAUUUUACUUCAUUCCUAGAGAAGAAUGAUAAUUAUGAAAUACUAAUCAACAACUGGGCUUACUACAGCUCUGUCAGGAACGACAAUGAACUGAUAGAGUUGUCAGAAUUGUUGGACAAAAUUCUGCAACGAGUCCAGUUUUUGGAACAAAUAGACCUCUACAGAGUUAUUGCAUUACAUUUGAUCAAGUCGAUGAACCACAUUUAUCCUAUAUUUGAAACACUUAAGCCUACGUUAAUUUCUCCAAUACUUAGAUUAUUGACACACAUUGUUGAGUUCAAUGAGGGCUCUUUGGUUACCGAGUUCUCUGAAGCUUUCAACUUCAAGAAUGAGCAUUUGACCGAACUACUGGAGCCUUCUACAAAGAGAAAAUACGUUGACUUCAAAUCUACGACAAGAUACAACAUGAUUCAGUUUUACAUACAGCUAUUGUCGAAUGCUUCCAGUCAUCUGAGAAAGGAUCUGCUUCUUACCAACAAGUACAUAUUUAACAGGCUUUUGAAACAUUUGGAAUUGGAUGAUGAUGAGGUCGUUAAGGAUUUUGUAGAAUUCCUUCAAGACUAUGUUGUGCACGAAGAAUCUUUCAAGAAAUCAACCAAGUUACAAAUAAUCAACGAGCCCGUACUCUCCGUGUUGGCGAAAUUACUGGACAGAGACGAAAACGUGUACGAAUUUCUUCGUAGUUUUGCUAAAGGUGUCACUUUUCACGAUGAUAAAGUCUGGGCCUGUGAACUUGGGGAGAACACUCUGAAGAGUGGUGGUGCCGAAGUGAAGUUUGAGGGUCAUUCUUUUAAAUUGUACAAUAAAAUGAUUUACUAUCUGGCAACCCAGCUUAAACCUUGGAAGGAUGCGAAACAGCUAGCAUUGUUUAUUGAACUGGCGUCCCAGAAUUACGAAAUAUUCUUGCCGUUCCAAUAUUUUGUGUCUACUCAUAUUGGGAACUUUUCACCCAAACUAACUUCUACCGCUAUUGGGUUCACAUUAAUGCUGACCAAAAUGUCGUACCUGAAACCACCUAAGAUCCCAGAAACCGCUACCUACAACACUAAUGCUGAGUCAUUAUCCCUGCAUAUCGUUCCUCUAUUGACGACCAAACAGUCUUUAAUCAGAGGUUUGACUGACCCUUCAAAUUUCAUUAAUUAUCUGACACUUCAGUUGUUGAACUCUAUCUUCCACAAGUAUAGUACUGUUUUUGGUCAGUUGAGUUCCUCCAACCUUCUGGUGGAUUUCUCUGAUCUGAGUAAUACUAUUAUUGAAAGGAUUCCUGAUUUGAGCACAAUUUUGGGAUGUUUCAAAGCAAUUGAUCCCGACAACGUUGAUGAAUUGUAUCUACUGGCCUUGACGAUGACUUUGGAAGGAUAUUUGAAAUUUUUCCCUCAAAUAACUGGCGAAUUUGCUGUCAGUUUACCUCAGGAACUGUAUUUACCACUGGUUGGAAGUUCUACACCAAACGUUGCAAUCUUGGAUCAUUAUUUGACAUUGCAGACUCUAUUGGAUUCUUCAUUUUCUUUGAAAUGGUGGAAUCCUAUUGCAAGCAAUGACCAUUCGUUGUUUACACACCUGAUCAGGUUAUCAUCUACCUCAGAAAGAGUUGGUCAUGUGUUAGAAACGUUGACCCUUAACCACAUCGUGUUUCAAGAUUCAAGGAGUGACUCUAGCACAAUCAAAAUCAAUCCCAUAUACCCAUUGUUGAAGACUGUUUCACGUUUAACUGAUCAAGUUUGCAAAUUGCUGGACGAAACUAUUGCCAGGAGUAUCAAGACUCCCUACAAAUACAUUGACCUUUCCUUUUCCGUUACCAAACGUCAAAUUUCACCAUUUAUUGUUACAUUGUUGGAACAAUGGAAGUUUGUCAAGAUACCAUCUGAAGAAACAUUUACAUGGCUAUACACAUUUUUGAACUAUCUUGUUGUGAAUGGAGAAGAUCCUUCUGUACUGGAAUAUUUAAUGACACAUUUCAAUGUACCCUUUGGAAAAUGGCUCAAGAGGAAAAAAUAUUAUAUUGACGACUCUUCACCUGGUAGUAGAGUUCUGUUGAACAAUAUGAAGGGUGACUUUCAGAUUCCUCCACCAAAGAAUGAUUUUGACGUAGUACAAUUCUUUUACAAAAUUUCUAAUUUGGAGAAGACUAGCCCCAAAGUUAACGAGAGCAUAGUGUUGAUAUUCAAUAAGCUGGAGACAUACUUGUUGGACAAUCCCCAAUCACUAGAAAGGAUCACAAGUCGAAAGUUUUGGGGGCCAUUGUUUGUCAGUGAGAAGCCCUUAGAAUGGCAACUCUUUGUUAGCUUUUUGGUUAACGAACUGUUUCAAAAUUUCUGUACUAAAAACAAUGCUCACCUAUUCCAAGAGUAUGGAAAUCGGAUUGCCAGCUUAAUGCCUGAAGCUAAAGACAAUGUGCUGGUAAAACUAGUUACCUCAGCCCUCUGGUCUGUUGACAAAGAUACACUGCUUAGUUUUCUGACUCCGUUUAGUGAAAAGGGAAGACAUGAGAUUGUCUUUGCUAUAUUGGAUGAAUUAAGUUCAAGAGAAAUUCAAUUACCCUUUGAGAUCUUACUUUUACUAGUCAACGAGCAUUAUGAAUCUCAUAUCAUUUCGUUCAUAGGCUCGAUUAAGCUGGAUAAGAGUCAGUACGUUGCAUUGUUGACCAAGUCAAUCAGUUUCCAUUGCAAGGAGAUAACUAGGAAACUAAUUAUAUACUCUUCAUCUUUAGCAUUAAGCCAAGUUGAUCAGCUCCCUCUAUCGGACAAGAUUUUCUUAGGUUCGAUGUUGAACGACAGAGAGUUUGCUGAUACAGUCAUUGAAGAGUCUUUCCACAUGUUUGAAAAAUCCAAAUCUCUCCAUUUCUUUGAUUCGAAGAUUGAUGUCAUUGACUUUUUGAAUUUAUUCAAUCAUGGUACCCCUUCUAUAGAAAGAGAUAGAAUUGUGCUCUUGAAGGCACUGGACAACAAAAAGUUCAAAUCUACUGAGAACUAUAUUUUCAGUGAAGCGUUUGCAAGUUUUGCCUAUAGAUCUGAAGUCAAUCUGAAAGAAAUGCAAACUUGGUUGGUCAACUCUUUCCUGUACAUUACAAAAAAGGUUGCCGAAAAUGACACGUUGGGUGAAAAUUUUCUGGCCUUUCUUACUUCGUUCCAGGGACUAUUUAGAAAAUGGAAUGUUUGGAAAUUCAUUCAACCUUCUAUUUUGAAUACACAGCUACAAGUGAUACUUCAGCACAAGCAAUGGGUCAAUAACAAAAAUUUGUUAAAAUAUUGUGUUCUCCUGAUCUCUGCGGGAGAUAAGGAUUCUGCUAUCGAAGGCCUCAAAUUACUGCAAAUUUUUACUAAUAACGAGCUCAUUGAACUAUCAAACUUGACAGGUGACGAAGAGUCAAAAUACUACUCUUCAUUGAUACUCUAUAAAUUGAUUUCUUUGGACUUGAAGACUGCGUCUACCAAUGUUAGUGGGCUUUUGGAGCAGCUCCUCACAUAUUAUCAAGGGUCCUUGAGGCCUUCUGACCUUUUCAUCAAGGUAAUAUUAUCAGAUUUAGAGUCCGUUAUGGGAAAGUCUUGGUGUAUUUUGGUUGAUACUUGGGUGUACCUGCAAGAGUUCUCUUACGAACAAGACUAUUCUCCUUUGAUUUCGAAAGGUGAAAAAGAUACAGUUUUGACACUUGAUAAGAAAGUAGUCGAAGAAUCUGUAGAGAAUUUUGACCCUGAAAUGUAUCAUUCGAUUUUCUCUUUGAAGAAUAUCUCAGACUAUGAGGAGUUUUAUAACACAAGAAUACUGUUGUGUAAGAGAGCAAGUGUUGAUCCCGAUAGAAUAAUCUAUGACCCAGAAGUAUUCAAUCUGCUUCUUCUCAGCAAUCCAGAAUUGUUUAAAGACGACGAUACGAUCGAAGUGAAAAACAUCGUCGAAUCAGGAAUUCUUCAAUACGUUGUCCUAUCACUAACCAUUGAUGAGGCAUCUUGUAACAGGAUUGCUCUCACCAUUUUGAAUGCCAUCUAUACUAGUUUGUCAGAUGAUAUUGAAUUACUGGAAAAUAAAAAAGAGGGUGAAAAACUACCCAGAAAGGUUUAUCCAUUCAAGGACAGGUAUCUUUUCAAGCUAUAUCUUGGAAAAAUCUUAGCAUCCUUCUUAAAUUUUGGCGAAGACAGACCUUCCUCGUUCAUUAUCGGAGUCAUUUCACAGUUUGUACCUGUUCUUGCUGACCCAACACAUCCAGUUUUUGAAAAGGCAUACAGGUAUCUUUUGAUUGGUCCUUGGUUUGUUUCAACCGAGAUUCCUCUAUUCAAAUCAAUCAGUUUACUGAAAUUGGAUGAAUAUCACAAGCUCUCUGUGGAUGAGCAGAAAUUAUACUACGACCAACUGACUUGGUUACUGACUAGUUACCGCUACUCCAUGACUUUGGACGACGACAAUCUGAGAAUGCUAUCCCUGUCUGGUUUCUUCCCGUGGAUAAUGAACUUGAUGAAUUCUCCAUACAUCAGCUCCUCUAUUCACUUACAGAUUCAAGAGUUCAUUUCUAAGGUGCUUCGUUUGACAACAACCAACGAAAAUCUUGUCACCAGACACGGCAUCCUUUCAUGGCUAGAAGCUCUCCAAUACACUCUUCGCAAAGAGUCCGGCAAGAAUACCGAAGAGGAUUUGGUUAACAAAUUCAACAGCAUAAAUGUAAGCCAGCUUGGUCUCCAGCUGGACCUCACAGUAACGAAAAGAACCAAACAUUGGACGUACGACAACUGGAACACAGCUAUAAAAAGAAUCUGUACAAGUUUCCUCCCAUAA